UUUUACCAUUUCGACAUGGCGAUUUUGACAUGCCUUCUCUCUCUUUCUCUCUCUCUUUCUCCCGCCUACGUUAAGUGGCUCAAAGCCAAGCAGCAUGGAAACAAUCAGCCAAUCAGAGGAGGAGGAGGAACGCUAUCGAGGACCAAUCCGCCAACACAGAAACCUCCUAGCCCGCCGCCCGUGACAGGGACGUUGUCAGGGACGUUGUCAGGGACGUUGUCAGGGCGUGGAACUCUGGGACGCAGCACGCCCUGUAAACCUCUAGAGCCGGUGAAACCACCCACAGUGCCAAACGACUAUAUGACCAGCCCUGCUCGGCUAGGCAGCCAGCACAGCCCCGGAUGCACUGCAUCUCUCAACCAGAGACAAAGAACCCACAGAGUUGUACGAUGGUACAUAACAAGCAGCGUUGCCAACCAGUCAGUCACUAACGGAUCUGACGCACUUGUUUUCAGUCCCGCCCAUGUCUGCUCCCCCCGGAGCCCCUCCCCCUCCUCCUCCUCCUCUCCUUGGGCAGAGCCCCCCAGUGGCCCGAGGGGCUUCUGCAGCAAUAGUGGUGACUCCCGGCCUGGUCUUGGCCCAUCCCCAUGUCCAGUUCGGCACCAUCUCGCGGCAGAUCUCACGGCACAACUCUACCACCUCCUCAGUCUCCAUGGUUUCGGCCACGGGCACCUACCGCCGGGCGCCGUCUGUCACCUCCCAGUUCUCCCGCAGCAGCAGCAGGCCCUACAGCUACAGCAGCAGCAGAUACAGCAGCCGUACAUUAUACGGGGAACCUCAACCUACCCCCAGAACUCAAUUGCGGACACCCCUACUCCGCCUCCCCCUCCUCCGCCCGAUGACCUGCCCAUGUUUGAUGAAGCUCCUCCCCCUCCUCCACCGCCGCCAGUUGACUACGAGGAACAGGAAGCGGCUGUUGACUACGAGGAACAGGAAGCGGCUGUUGACUACGAGGAACAGGAAGCGGCUGUUGACUACGAGGAACAGGAAGCGGCUGUAGUUCAGUACAGCGACUCGUAUGCGGAUGGAGACCCCCAGUGGAGCUACAUGCAGAAAGUGGUGGCCAUCUACGACUACACUGCGGAUAAAAACGACGAGCUGAGCUUCAUGGAGGGAGCCAUCAUCUACAUCAUUAAGAAGAACGAUGAUGGCUGGUACGAGGGAAUCAGUAGCGGAGUCACGGGACUGUUCCCCGGCAACUACGUCGAGUCCAUCAUGCACUAAGCUGACUGAUGAGACCCUACUGCUCUGUAUUGAUUCGGUGUUUCUACUACAGACGUCUGACCUUACGAAGCAUAGGGAAGUGCUUUUGGAUACGACAGAAUGUUUGGUCUCUUACUAAUCUCAAAUAAAUCAAAUACAAAAUAUCUAUUUACUUUAUUUUGGUGGUGUUAUUGUGGGUGGGUUGGGGGGGGGGGGCAUAAAGUAUAUAAAGAAGGAAUAGGAUAAGGCUGAUGAUGUAGGGAUGUUUUUAAAGACCAGGCAGUGGAGGUUGCUGAGGGGAAGACGGGCUCAUAACAAUAGCUGGAACGGAGCAAAUGGACUGGCGUCAAACACCUGGAAAACCAUGUGUUUUGAUCCCAUUCCUCUGAUUCCGCUCCAGCCAUUACCACGAGCCCGUCCUCCCCAAUUAAGGUGCCACCAACCUCUGAGACCAGGGUAACACUAGCUGAAGGACAUCCUUUCCUUUAAGUGUACUUCCUGUUUACAUAUGCACGACAUAACAUCUGACCCAACUAUUCAUCUAUUGACCUACACAUUUCUCAUGCACUUAUAUUAAAGUAUUAAUGUCUUUAUGAGUGUAUCACGAGUAUUAUGCUAUAUAGAGACGGUUUGUCAGACGGUAUGCAAUGCAUAUGUAAACAGUAGGCGAUCAUGUGUAGACCUUCAGUGGAAGUGCUACUACUGUUAAUUGUAUAUAAUGUGAGCUGCAGCCUGUUGGGUGUCUGUAGUGUAAAUUCAGUGAAUGUCAAUCGCAGUAUCUCAAGCAGGCUACUUACCACACACACAUGCAAAUGUCCUACAGAAGAUUCUGUUUGAUCUACUUUUUAUUUUAUUUUUAUUUUACUUUUUUUGACAAUACAAAAACUUAUUAUAGACAAAAACAAUAGACAACUCAACAUUUACAUCCACACAUUUUGACAAACAUGACUGACCUCCCCCUUGGUCAGACCCACCACCUCACCCAUCCUGCCAGUCAUCCCCUGCCAGUCUCCAGUGCAAAACUUUAUGCCAUAUAGCUUCAAACUGCACUAUUCUGCCUCUCUGUUGCCCAAAUUGUUCAAUAUUUAGAUAACGCAUUUGAUUCAUUCAUUUAACUUUUUUAUUUUAUGAUUUGACAAAAAAAAUAAACUACAAAAGUUAUAAUCAGAAGCCUGAUCCAUUUUGGGUUUUUAAAUUUUAAAUCUUAUUUAUCUUUUUAUGAUUAACAACACCUUUAAUUUCUGUUUCAUUUCAGUCGUUCCUGAAGUCUGAGCGUAAAGCAAAAUCUAAUAAAAAUGUAUAACCUCUGUUUAAUUAUGCUUCCAUUUUGUUGUAAUACUCAUUCAAUUUAGGCUUUUAUUAUUUUUUUAAUUGAUUAAAUUGUCUAGACACAA
Messenger RNA from Salvelinus sp. IW2-2015, 2597 nucleotides. NCBI's taxonomy places the organism in Eukaryota, Metazoa, Chordata, Actinopteri, Salmoniformes, Salmonidae. The record is from RefSeq and is a predicted model, not a curated record.